This is a messenger RNA of Prunus avium (sweet cherry), 1460 nucleotides long. Its product is annotated as transcription factor bHLH93. Gene Ontology annotation, cellular component: nucleus. Lineage: Eukaryota; Viridiplantae; Streptophyta; Magnoliopsida; Rosales; Rosaceae. The record is from RefSeq and is a predicted model, not a curated record. Gene Ontology annotation, biological process: regulation of DNA-templated transcription. Gene Ontology annotation, molecular function: protein dimerization activity; DNA-binding transcription factor activity; sequence-specific DNA binding.
CAAUAAAUUAAUAAUGCAUUGUUGAUGAGGAAAAUGGACCAUUUUAUAAAUAUGUUUAUAUCUGAAUUUCCUUCAACUUGUUGCAACUUCAUGUUCUUAAGCCUAGCUCCUCUAUAGAUUUCCUUUCCCCCACUCCCUUCUUAAACAGUGUAGAGAGAGAGAGAGAUGGAGCUUACCCAGCAUGGUUUCUUAGAGGAGCUACUACUGGCACCAAGAAGAGACAGUUGGAGCACCUACUCCUCCAACUCCUCUGGAUUGAAUGAGUUAUUUCCCAUUAAUGGAUGGAGCUUUGAUUCUUUUGAAGAGAACCCAGUUUUGGUUUCUUCAGUUAAUAAUCCUCCAUUUUCUGGGUUCUCCACACAAACCGAUCAACCACCAAGCUUUGAAGAAUGCCCAUUUUCUACUGACCAUCAUCAAGCCUCCUCAUACCCUUUUGUUGAUGGACUCUGUACGGUGCCAGAGAUUGAUUCAUCAUACACCAAGGACAAUGACCCUACUGCCCCCCCAUUUCCAUCACAAGAUCAAGAUUACCCUUCAAUGGUGGAAGAUGAGGAGUUUGGGGGGUUUCUUGGAAGUGAGAAUCAGAGAAGCUGUUUGGAGGAAAGCAAGAACAUUGCUACUUGCAAAGUUGAGAUGGAACAACAAGCCACAGAUCAUAUUCCUUCAGCUUUUAAUAUGGGGUUGUGUGGUGAGAAAAGAAGCAAGGCUAAGAAGUUAGAAGGGCAACCUUCAAAGAAUCUUAUGGCAGAGAGAAGAAGGAGGAAGCGCUUAAAUGACCGCCUUUCCAUGCUCAGAUCAAUAGUCCCCAAGAUAAGCAAGAUGGACAGAACAUCUAUACUUGGAGACACAAUAGAUUAUAUGAAAGAGCUUUUGGAAAGAAUCAAUAAGUUGCAAGAAGAAGGAAUUGAAGAGGGUACUAAUCAGAUCAACUUAAUGGACAUCUCCAAGGAGCUAAAGCCAAGUGAGGUAUUAGUCAGAAAUUCCCCCAAGUUUGAGGUGGAGAGGAGAGACAUGGAUACCCGGAUAGACAUCUGCUGUGCAGCCAAGCCAGGAUUGCUGCUGUCAACAGUGAAUACUAUAGAAGCACUGGGCCUUGAGAUUCAACAGUGUGUUAUAAGCUGCUUCAAUGAUUUUUCAAUGCAAGCUUCAUGUUCAGAGGGAGCUGAGCAGAGAACUUUGUUAAGUCCUGAGGACAUAAAGCAAGCAUUGUUCAGAAAUGCAGGGUAUGGAGGAAGAUGUUUGUAGGAACAAGAGGUGCAAAAUGAAAACGGCUGCUUACAAAUUACAAUUGAAGUCUGGAGAGAUGGUUUUUACAGGUCUCCAUGAGAUUUUCCAAGUGAGGAGCUGUAAUUAUAUUUGUCGUUUUAAAUAAAUGUCCAUUUAUCAGAUCCAUUGUAGAAGUCUAUUCUGUAUUAUCCACUGAAGUUGAGGUAUAUAUAUAUCUUCCAACAUAAGGGUCA